AUGAUAAUAUUUAGUGACUUUGGUAAAUAUCUGAAAUGAAAAUGCUCGUAACAUUUAGAAGGUGGAACGAAUCUUCAGUUAAAUUCCGUUCCUUUGGUUAUUUUUUAUUCGUUAUAAAAUAUGAAUUUGCACGAAUAUUCGUAAUCUGCUCAUAUAUCGCACUUCUUUUAAUAAUUUUUUAAAGUUGUACAUUUAAAUGUUUCGAAAGGGAAUGACAAAUCGAAUUCAAACGGAAAGGUUGUAACAUUGGCCGAUUGUGAGUGAGUCGCAGCACAUUAAACAUUAAGAUUGUUCCCUCCUCGUGAUUUAUGUUUUCCUUUCGUAAUUCAUCGAUAAUGAGCUUCUUGUUGGAUCUCAUUUCAUUAUUCACGUAAUCAUUCGUGUUUUCUCAAUACGUUACAGGGGGCAUAUGUUGGUCUUCCAUCAGCAACGGACGGUGUAAGGAAUUAUUGUCGCAAGGAGUGACGAAGGAGGAUUGCUGCGCCUCGAACGCAGCGGCUGCGACCGCGUACUCCGAGGAGGACCUCGACAGCGGGAGUCUCUUUUUUUGGCGGGUGCUCGGAGGAGGUGUGCAGUGCCGCCCUUGCAGAGAAAGCUGCGCGGAGGUGAGGUGCGAGGAGGGGAAGAAGUGCGUGGUGCGUAGGGGAAGACCAAGGUGCGUGUGCAGCCCGGAGUGCAAGGCACCGAGGGGCGGAGGUCCGGUUUGCGGGACUGACGGCAAAAGCUAUAAAAAUUUGUGCAGACUGAAGAAACGCGCCUGCAAGAAAGGAAGCCACGAGCUAGCGGUUGCCUAUAACGGCCACUGCCAAAGUGAGUAUGUAUAAAAGAGAUAGAAUCAUUAUCAUCGCCCCUUUGCAAUUGAAUAGCCACGGAAAAUAGCCAUUCAGGAUUUCAAAUUCAGCGAAAGUAUUUGGAAUCAUAAAGUAUAUUUACCUUCAGAACAUGAUACUUUGUGUAACUACAAAUAAAUACGUGCAGAAAUUAAAUGGCACAGUUUCUUUUACAUCAUUUGAACAUUAUUAAUUUUCUCUUGAAGAACGUAGAAAUUUCUUUACGCAGUAUAAAUCCUUCUUAUCGUAGUAUAUUUCGUCUUAACUUCUAGUUACAUCUUGAUUCAUUGAUUUAAUUGUUGACCGAGUUAAAAUUACUUUUCUUUUUUAAAUUCGAUAAAUAAUACAGAAUUAAAAAUGGCAUUUUCGAUGCUGUUCAAUUGCAACGAUCACGUGCUACUUCGAAACAUUUCCCUAAAAUCAUUCAUUGA
This is a messenger RNA of Heterotrigona itama, 1261 nucleotides long. The record is from the annotation of a GenBank genome assembly. Lineage: Eukaryota; Metazoa; Arthropoda; Insecta; Hymenoptera; Apidae.